Molecule: messenger RNA, 3826 nt
Organism: Misgurnus anguillicaudatus (oriental weatherfish)
Lineage: Eukaryota; Metazoa; Chordata; Actinopteri; Cypriniformes; Cobitidae
Source: RefSeq, a predicted model, not a curated record
AUUCAACAGCUCUAUUGAUAAUCCUGAUUCCAUUGGCCAGAUCAAGCCCGUCCUCCACGCUUUCGUUGUAACAAGACAAAAACAACGCCUGGGCAUGACAGUGCCACGGCGAAAACAUUAAAAAGAAACGGCGGCACAGAAAUUUAAACGAAAUAACAUAUCUGUUUGAACUCAACGAUGGCUUUUGUUUCCCUUUCGCUUUGCGACAGCCUCUCGAACGCACGAGGUCUGCUCGCUGCCACCGUGCUGUCCUGAACCGCUUCGGGCUAAGCUAGCCAGCGACCUGUACCUACGAAAUAUCUUGUUUAAUGCUCAAAUUGCUGCUGUUUUUGCUGGUAUUUUGUUGUUUUACAUUUUGAAACCCCAAUAAGCAUGUCUCAUCAUAAGGGUGAAGCAGAAGACAUGGCCGAAGAGAGCGUAUUCUCUGGAAAGCUACGCGAGAAGGUCGGCCUCAGAAGCGGCUCGUGCUCUGGCAUAAAUCGCGAGCAGAUCUCCGUGGUGAAAACGAUGCUGAUGGAGCGAUUAGGACCUCACGAGCGCCUGCUCACUUAUCUGCAGUCUGUAUUAGUUUGGGAAAGACCCCUUCAUAGUGUUCUACUCUACACGACCGUCAAUGUCAUCUUCUGGUUUUUUGCUCUGAGCUCUUUGAGGUUGCUCUUUGUUCUGGCAUCAGGUCUGGCUCUAUUUGUUUGUGUCGACACUUGGAUGAAUAAAAUCUGGCCCAAAAUCAAAGUUAAAAAGCGAGAUGAGAGUGAGAAUGAAAGCUGGGGUCUGGUGCAUCCUGGAACAUUGAGUGUGCCUGAGUUAUGCCACCACAUGGCUGAAGUUUGGGUUACAGUGACUACAUGUACAGCAGAUGUUGUGCAGUUCAAACAGAAUAAACCAGGAAAGUUUUGCACGUUGGUUUGUGGUCUGUUUACACUACUGGCCAUGGUGGGGCGCUGCAUCCCUGGACUGGUGCUUUCAUACGUGGCUUUGAUGGGUGUGUUGCUUUGCCCAUUGGCGUUGUAUUAUCGUUUGUGGCAGCAUGCGUGUGUGAAGCUGGAACCGGCCCUGCAGUGGCUGGAUUUCAGUUCCAAAGGAUACAUGAUGUCAAAGCCUAUAGAUAACCAGUUCCUCCGUAAGCCUAUAAAGAGAGGAGCUUCAGAUGAAGCCAGUGACAGUGAAGAGGAACUGGCUGCAUUCUGCCCUAUGUUUGAUGAAGCAGUGGUUGCUAAAGAACUAGCCCUGACUGACUCUGAACACUCGGAUGCAGAAGUGUCAUACAUGGAUAAUGGGACUUUUAACAUCUCUAGGGGUCAGACACCCCUCACAGAGGGAUCGGAGGAUCUAGACCGGCACAGUGAUCCAGAAGAAUCAUUUGCCUGUGGACUUCCAGACUUUCCCUCUAUCAACCCAGAUGCCACCCUCAUGGACGAUGAUGAUGAUGCGAGCUUCGGGCUGCCCAGUCUCAACUCGGCCGCUGUCUCCGGCACUCGCGGCACUACCUCUGCAAUGCUGGACCUAGAUACCCAGAUGGACUCUGACCAGGAAGAUUUUGAGCCCGAGUUGUCCCUAGGCUCCAUAAAUACUACCUCUGACCUCACUAGUAACCUGGCAGGGGUUAUAGCCAGCAACAUGAUCCAGGCAGCAAUCUCUGGGGCAUUGCAGCCCCGUCCACCACAAGGUCGCCGAAGAGAGAGUGGCCCACGGGCAGGACCGCCGAGGGGUUACAGGAAGCAGUCAAGCUCGGAGCUUGACACGGACCUGGACUUGGAUGGAGAAGACUUUGAGAUGUUGGAUCAGUCAGAGCUGAACCAAUUAGAUCCGUUAGGAGAGGGUCAGGGUGGCCAGAACAGAACCCAGGGAGCCAGUUUCCUAUCCAGUCUGCUGAGGAAGCCACAGUGAGCGCUUCGUAUGUGCAUUUGUGUGUGAAACAUACCCAGCUUGCAGAUACUUCCUCUGUUUAUCUGCUCAUCAUAUAUGUACCUGUCCCAUGCACCUUGAUCCAUGUAGAAGUUUGCAGUGUUUGUUUAGAGUCUACUGAAAUGCUUUAGAUUUUAUCUUUGUAUCUAUGAAUGAGAGAGUGUAUUUGUUUUGCACAGUUAAAGGACUAGUUUACUUAAAACUGAAAAUUAUGACUCUAGAAUUUUCACCAGUGGAAUGCUAAGAGAAAAUGCAAAGAAUAUUGACGCAGUUUUCCACACAAAGAAGCUAAAUGCAUAAAGACAUGAGAGCUGUCCUGUCCAUUUAAUGUAAUGUUUUGUUCCAAUUGCCAGGAUUCCUCUAACUGGCUACAUUUGAUAUCACUGUGAAGAAAUCUUUGUUUUUAGUUUGAAUCUUUCUUUAUGCGUUUUGAGCUUUUGUGUCUCUUAGUAGUGUCUCUAGACUCCUAUGCGAAAGACUCCAAUUUGUUUUGUAGGCUAAGCAAUAGGAUAACAGUCAUAAAAAACUACUUGUAAACCAGCAGAAUCAACACAAUACCUUUCUACUACAUCCGAACAAUGAAAUCACGGAGUCUUAUAGGUCUUCUGAAGACAUCUGAAGCUUCUGUUUCAUACAGGUAGCAUUAUUUGUUUCUUAGGUAAUGGGACCAAAUGAGACAUUCCACCAUCAAUACCGAGUCAAGACAAUUUAUGGAUACAAAUAUAAAUCGGCAAGAACAAUGAUGAAAAAUGUCACUGAGCAGAGGAGUCUGAUAAAGCAAUAGUGACAUUAAGACCACAGUCUUUUCUCAUUUUAUUAAGACUCUUGAGACGUGAGCUUAUUUUGAAAGCACUUAUUGUAAGCGGCUCUCAGAUUUUCUUGCUUUGUGAAGCAUUUGCACCUUUUUCUCUUUCAUUUAUUUUCUUUGUAGAUGCUGAACUUGACUCUCUGAAUCUUCCCCAACACAGAUUGAUGACACAGAUGAUUCGGGAGGUACAAACUUUACCAUCUAAACCAAUAAAAAGUUGUUUUUACCAUAGCUGGAUCGAUCAAGUGUAAUGCACAUCUGUGAUUUUGGUUUUUAGUUUAAUAUGUAAGAAUGUUAAUUUUAGGCUUAAUUUUGGAGGUUGAAAAUAAGUAUGAAAGAUUACAUUUUAAGUAAUAGAGGAUUCAUGAAGUGUGUAUUGAAGCAGAUUCUUUCUAUCAUCGUUGUAUUUACAAUCUGUUAUUUUUGCUGUACAAGUGACUGUUUAUUACAUAUCCAUGUCUUACUUCUUCCAACAAACUUGAGUUGUGUUAAAAGUGUAGCUUUUAUUGGAUUGAAAUGUCCUAAUUUGCUGUGAUUUUAACAUUUUUCUGAAAUUGUUUUUUGCUGUGUUUAAUAGGUUGUUUUGCUUUGAGAUACCUUAUGCGUGACAACAAAUUUGUGGGGCAGUUGUUACUUGAAAAUGGUUGAAGUGAUGAUGGUGAUUAGUUUAUAGACUACAAAGCCUUUUGAUCUUGUCUCAUUUUGAUUUCAAUGGUAGAAAUAUUUUCCAAUGUGGACACUUUGAGUUGGUCAAUUAUUUUUAUUCAAACAUGUUUAUAUGCACCUUGAUAAAUUGUCCAUUUAUAUUUUGAAGAGAAACAGGUUAAACCAAACAAAACUCACCAGCAAUCCAAAUGAAACAUUGAAGUGGUGGUUUAUACAUGAAAAAAAUUGACAUCCAGUAUCAUCUAUUGAUGUUGUCAGAGAUUUCAAUACAAAAUAAAUUUUCCUCUCUUUUUGUGUGAACAUUUUUACUGAAGUUUUUCUGUAUAGCUGGAUUUUGCAAUGUCAGGAAUCUUCUUUUCUGUACAGUAGUAUUUUCUUCUUUGAUUAUCUGUAAUCAGUUUUUGAUAACUUUUGAUGUGUAAGACAAUAAACUGAUGAAUGAACAUA